AUGGCUGACGAGAACUACGUACAGCUCAAGAGGAAGAGAGCCUUCCGCAAGUUCUCUUACCGUGGCGUCGACCUCGACCAGUUGCUCGACCUCUCUUCGGAAGAACUCCGUGACCUCGUCCAUGCGCGCGCUCGCCGUAGGUUCGAUAGGGGUCUGAAGCGCAAGCCGAUGGGUUUGAUCAAGAAGCUGCGAAAAUCCAAGCAGGAGGCCAAGCCCAACGAGAAGCCCGACCUUGUCAAGACGCACCUCCGUGACAUGAUCGUUGUCCCCGAGAUGAUUGGCUCCGUCAUCGGCAUCUACUCCGGCAAGGAGUUCAACCAGGUCGAGAUCAAGCCCGAGAUGGUCGGCCACUACCUCGGAGAGUUCUCCAUCUCAUACAAGCCCGUCAAGCACGGAAGGCCCGGUAUCGGUGCCACCCACUCUUCCCGUUUCAUUCCUCUCAAGUAAUCGGUCUGGGUACUCGGCUGCAUGGGUUCUUUGGUGGGGUGGAGAAGACGUACGUCAUGACACAACGAAAAUAGGUGUUAGGUGCAUCCAUGACUACGCUUUGCGGUCGACGUGAAGCACAAGCGGCGAUC
Molecule: messenger RNA, 578 nt
Organism: Trematosphaeria pertusa
Lineage: Eukaryota; Fungi; Ascomycota; Dothideomycetes; Pleosporales; Trematosphaeriaceae
Product: ribosomal protein S19
Exons: 6
Coding region: 1-447 (148 amino acids)
Biological process (GO): ribosomal small subunit assembly; translation
Cellular component (GO): ribosome; cytosolic small ribosomal subunit
Molecular function (GO): structural constituent of ribosome; RNA binding
Source: RefSeq, a predicted model, not a curated record